Molecule: messenger RNA, 1053 nt
Organism: Sycon ciliatum
Lineage: Eukaryota; Metazoa; Porifera; Calcarea; Leucosolenida; Sycettidae
Exons: 2
Source: RefSeq, a predicted model, not a curated record
AGUAGUAGUAGUAGUAGUAGUAGUAGUAGUAGUAGUAGUAGUAGUAGUAGUAGUAGUAGUAGUAGUAGUAGUAGUAGUAGUAGUAGUAGUAGUAGUAGUAGUAGUAGUAGUAGUAGUAGUAGUAGUAGUAGUAGUAGUAGUAGUAGUAGUAGUAGUAGUAGUAGUAGUAGUAGUAGUAGUAGUAGUAGUAGUAGUAGUAGUAGUAGUAGUAGUAGUAGUAGUAGUAGUAGUAGUAGUAGUAGUAGUAGUAGUAGUAGUAGUAGUGGUAGUGGUAGUGGUAGUGGUAGUGGUAGUGGUAGUGGUAGUGGUAGUGGUAGUGGUAGUGGUAGUGGUAGUGGUAGUGGUAGUGGUAGUGGUAGUGGUAGUGGUAGUGGUAGUGGUAGUGGUAGUGGUAGUGGUAGUGGUAGUGGUAGUGGUAGUGGUAGUGGUAGUGGUAGUGGUAGUGGUAGUGGUAGUGGUAGUGGUAGUGGUAGUGGUAGUGGUAGUGGUAGUGGUAGUGGUAGUGGUAGUGGUAGUGGUAGUGGUAGUGGUAGUGGUAGUGGUAGUGGUAGUGGUAGUGGUAGUGGUAGUGGUAGUGGUAGUGGUAGUGGUAGUGGUAGUGGUAGUGGUAGUGGUAGUAGUAGUAGUAGUAGUAGUAGUAGUAGUAGUAGUAGUAGUUGUGCUGGUGGUGCUGGUAGUCGUAGUGGUAGUGGUAGUGGUAGUGGUAGUGGUAGUGGUAGUGGUAGUGGUAGUGGUAGUGGUAGUGGUAGUGGUAGUGGUAGUGGUAGUGGUAGUGGUAGUGGUAGUGGUAGUGGUAGUGGUAGUGGUAGUGGUAGUGGUAGUAGUAGUAGUAGUAGUAGUAGUAGUAGUAGUAGUAGUAGUAGUAGUAGUGCUGGUGGUGCUGGUGGUGCUGGUGGUGCUGGUGGUGCUGGUGGUGCUGGUGGUGCUGGUGGUGCUGGUAGUAGUAGUAGUAGUAGUAGUAGUAGUAGUAGUAGUAGUAGUAGUAGUAGUAGUAGUAGUAGUAGUAGUAGUAGUAGUAGUAGUAGUAGUAGUAGUAGUAGUAGUAGUAGUAGU